AUGAAUAAUUUUUUUCAUUUUAAAAAAACCAAAUUAUUAUUUUUAAUAGUAUUAAUUUUAUUUUUAAAUAAUAAUGUUGUCUAUUCAAACCCAGAAUCAGCAAACACAUUAAACAAUGUUGUAAACAAUAUAGAUUAUAAUCAAGAGGCACCACAAAUAAAUAAUAAUAAUAACAAUAACAAUAUUGACAAUAAAAGAAACUCAAUAGAAUAUAUUAUAAAUCAUUAUAAAAACAAAUAUGAAGGUUUAUUAAAUAAAGUAUUGGAUAAGAAUGGUGUAGUUUUUGAUAAUAAUGGAAAUAAUUUAAAUUUUUAUAAAAACAAUCACAUCAAUCUAUGGGUUUAUUUUAAAAACAAAGAUAUUGAAAAUAAAAACCCAUCCGACUUAUUAAACUACAUCAAUGACAAAUCAAAACAAAGAAGAUCUUUAAGAGGUUAUAAUUUAAAUAAUAAUUUAAAUUCAAAUAAACAAGAUCAAAACCAACAGAAAGAAAAAUCAUUGUACAACGAAUUAGAUUAUCCAAUUAAUGAAAAUUAUGUUAAUAAUAUUUUAAACUCUAUUGGAAAUUCAACUUUAGCAACAAUAAAGCAUAGAUUCUCAUCCAACUGGCUAAAUGCCGCUUCGUUUAAUAUAAGAAUUAAUGAAGAAAAAGUGUUAGAACAUGCUUCCGAUUGUCCUCAAAAAUUAAAAGAAACCCUUACCAAUAUUUUAAAAUUAGACUAUGUUGACAGAAUUGAAAUUGUAAACAACUUUAACCAACCAAACAAAAGAGUUAUCGAUAGUAUCCAAGCUGAAGAUGCCUCUGAACUAAUAGACUAUGGUGAAAACACAAUUGUAAAUGGUGUUGACUAUGGAAAGUCUUUUUAUCAAUUAAAUCAAAUUAAAAUUGUUGAUGCUCAUAAAUUAGGUUACAAGGGUAAAGGUGUUACAAUUAUGAUUGCUGAUACUGGUUUUAUGAAAAGUCACGAAGCAUUAAAGAACAUCAAAAUUAAAAAAGAAAGAGAUUUUAUAGAAAAUGAUGAUAAUACUGAAGGUAGUGACUUGGCUCAAGAAAGUCAUGGUACAUUUGUGCUAUCACAAAUCGGUUCAAAUAUACCAGGAAAAAUAAUGGGUGCCGCACCAGAGGCUGAAUUUCUAUUAGCUAAAACUGAAAUAGUUGCAACCGAAACCUCUGUAGAAGAAGAUUAUUUAAUAAAAGCUAUCGAAUGGGGUGAAUCUGAAGGAGCUGAUGUUGUUUCAAUUUCUUUAUCCUACUCAAGCUAUUAUGAAUAUUGGGAACGUGAUGGUUCAUCUCCAUUAUCAAAAGCCAUUGAUAUUGCCUCAACUAAAGGUAUUGUAGUAGUUAUUGCUAGUGGAAAUGACGGUGAAAAAGGUAUUGGUCCACCAGGUGAUAGUAAUUUAGCUGUAACCGUUGGUGCGGUAGAUAAUUUUGGUGAUGUUGCUAUAUUUAGUUCAGCAGGUCCAACAUCAGAUGGUAGAUUAAAACCAGAAGUCGUUGCAAGAGGUGUUUUAUGUUAUGGUGCUAGCGAUCAAUCAGUGGAUACCUAUAAAUAUCAAAGUGGUACUAGUCACUCUGCCCCCUUAGUAGCCGGUUCUGUUGCUUUAUUAUUAGAAGCCCAUCCUACAUGGAAUCCAAAACAAAUUAAAGAAGCAUUAAUAAAAACUUCAAGUCAAUUCAAAGCACCAGACAACUAUAAAGGCUUUGGUAUAAUUAAUAUAGUCGAUGCAAUAAAUAGCAACCCAUCAGGAUCAAGUUUAAAAAACAAUGAUAAAUCUAAAGAUAGCCAAAGCUGCGAUGAAAAUUGUGAUGGUAUUUGCAUAAGUAACCAAUGUCUGUGUUCCCAUAAGUCCCAAUUCUCUAGUAAUAUAUGUUCAAAAAAAAUUAGAUGUGGCUAUAUGUGUCGUUAUAAUAAUGGUAAAUGUAGCGAAUAUGACUGUUUCAGAUGUGUUGAUCCAAAUGAAUCUGAAAAAUCAAAUGGAAGAACCAAAUGUGACAACAAUGACCAAGAAACCCAAGUUCUAGGCAACAGUAGCCCAAUCCUUAAAUUCAACUCUCUAAUUUUAAUUUUAAUUUUAAUUAAACUUUUAUUAUAG
This is a messenger RNA of Dictyostelium purpureum, 2094 nucleotides long. RefSeq lists its product as uncharacterized. The record is from RefSeq and is a predicted model, not a curated record. The transcript has 2 exons. Gene Ontology annotation, cellular component: cytosol. NCBI's taxonomy places the organism in Eukaryota, Evosea, Eumycetozoa, Dictyosteliales, Dictyosteliaceae. Gene Ontology annotation, biological process: proteolysis. Gene Ontology annotation, molecular function: tripeptidyl-peptidase activity; serine-type endopeptidase activity. Bases 1 to 2094 code for a protein of 697 amino acids.